Molecule: messenger RNA, 3383 nt
Organism: Brienomyrus brachyistius
Lineage: Eukaryota; Metazoa; Chordata; Actinopteri; Osteoglossiformes; Mormyridae
Gene: clcnk
Product: chloride channel K
Exons: 20
Coding region: 128-2287 (719 amino acids)
Biological process (GO): chloride transport; transmembrane transport
Cellular component (GO): membrane
Molecular function (GO): voltage-gated chloride channel activity
Source: RefSeq, a predicted model, not a curated record
GGGCAGCUGAAGGCUCAGCCCUUACCGGAACCUUCUCAUCUCAGCGCCAUGCUGGUCAGCACUGGUCUCACCUACAUGGACAAAAGCAGGAGUAUCAUUGUAAAGAGAGAGGCUGACAGGAUAUAAGAUGGAGGGAACCGGUCUCACCAGAGCAGCCAAUAUUCACUCAGUAACAGAUAAAAGUGAUGGAGAGGAGGACUACGCACCCACCAAUGAGAGGCUUCUGUUCGCUGGCAAGAAUUUGUGGAAACCAUGGCAACAUGCUCGUGCCAGGGUUAAAGCUAGCUUAUUCAGGCUGUGGGGUGUCCUCGGCACUCUGGGGGGGUUUGACUGGUACUGCUUUGGUGCCCUUGGGAUCCUCACAGCUCUCAUGAGCUUCCUUAUGGACCUGAGUGUGGCCAAGCUGCUGGAAGCACAUCGCUGGCUGUACGUGCAGCUUCAGGGCCACCUGCUGCUGCAGUUCCUCUGCUGGAGUUUGUACCCCACCAUCCUGUGCGCCCUGUCCACCACCUUCUCACACAGCAUCAGCCCUAACUCUGCAGGGUCUGGAUUGCCAGAGGUGAGAACCAUACUAUCGGGCCUAGAGCUUCCAGAGUACCUGACUCUGUCAAACCUAUUUGCCAAGCUGGUCGGCCUCACCUGCACUCUGGCAGCGGGAAGUGUUGUCUUCUUGGGCAAAGUGGGCCCGUUUGUUCACCUAUCAACCAUGGUGGGUGCGUUCUUGGACCGGCUUUCCAUCACUUUUCAUGGAAAGAAAGAGUUCCGAGCACGGAACAGGAUGCUUAUUGCCUCAGCUGCGGUGGCAGUUGCCAGCUGUUUCGGGGCUCCAGUCAGUGGGGUGCUUUUCAGCAUGGAAGUGAUGAGCGUCCAUUUCACCGUGCAUGACUACUGCCGUUGCUUCUUGUCCGCUGCCUUUGGGGCACUGACCUUCCGCCUCCUGGCCGUCUGGAGCAGGGAGCAGGAAACCAUACAGGCCCUUUUUAAAACCAGCUUUUCUACUGACCUGCCUUAUCACCCCCCAGAGAUCCUCGUUUUCAUCCUCCUGGGGUUGCUUUGUGGAGUCUGGACCUGCGUUUUUCUGUACUGCCAUCGCUGGAGCCUCCUUUUCAUUCGGACCAACCAAGCCAUAAGCAAGAUACUAGCCACAGAAAAGGCCGCCUACUCAGCAAUGGUUGCGUUCCUGCUGGCCCUAGUUACAUUCCCUCAUGGUUUAGGCCGUUUCAUGGCUUCCACGCUCUCCAUGAAGCAGCUUCUUGCAUCCUUCCUGCACAGUCAGCAGUGGAAGCCCGCAUUGCAAAAUGUGUCUGUGCCGCUGCCACCGGGGGCGCCAGAGAGCAUGUGGCUGGAGUGGAGUCCCUCUGGGACCUCUGUUUUGUUCACUCUGGUGGUCUUCCUUGGUAUGAAGCUCUGGCUGCUGGUCCUGGCCAUGACGCUGCCUCUGCCUUUAGGCUUCUUCAUGCCCAUUUUCAUAUAUGGUGCUGCUAUUGGACGGCUGGUGGGAGAGGGGCUGGCCUAUAUGUUUCCAAAUGGAAUAGAGUCUGGGGAGAUCGUCAGGCCAAUAAAUCCAGGGGGCUAUGCACUGGCUGGUGCUGCCGCCUUCUCGGGAGCCAUGACACACACGCUGUCUCCCGCUCUGCUGGUGUUAGAGAUGACUGGCCAGUCGACACACGCGGCGCCUACGCUGCUGGCCGUGCUGCUGGCUAAUGCCGUGGCGCGCUCCGGACGCCGGCCCUCACUUUAUGACAACGUCUCCCUCAUGAAGAAGCUGCCACAUCUGCCCUCAUUGCUCCGUACCCAACCAGACCUGUCCUUUAUCCAGCUAUGGCAGGUUUGGAAUUCUGGUGAAGAGGCACAUGAUGGAAGGGGAGGAGCUGCAGAGAUGGUGCUUGAGAGGGACAGUGGUCCUGCUGAGGUGCGCCAGGCCCUGUCCUCCAGCUCCGAGGCUCAGUUCCCUGUAGUGGAAUCAUAUGAGUCUGCAGUUCUAUUGGGUUCUGUACAUAGAUCUGAACUGGAGAAGUUCCUGUACAGCCAGACCGACGAGUCCAGUGGACUGGAACUGGACAUUUUGGGACAAAGUUUGGGAAAUGUGUGUUCAAUUCAGCCAGUCACUGUACAGCUCUCUACCCAGACAACAGUUCAACAGGCUCAUAGUGUAAUGAGUAUACUGAACAUACAGCUGGGCUUUGUCACAGACAGCGGCAAACUCUCUGGAGUCAUUACCUGGACAGAGCUAAAGAAAAUGAUUGAGCGUUUGGCUAAAGGAGAAAUCAAACAAAACAAUGGCUAGUGUGACAGACCAAUAAAUCCAGUGGGAAGGACUGAGCAAAAGAGCAGCCGUGUGAAUUUCUAUAGCAGACCGAUGCCUGAAGAGCCCCACCCGAGCUGAAGACUGGGACAUUACAAAUGACUGGAUGACUGAAACAUCAGCGCACUCCCCCCAGCCUCUCACAUUAAUUAAUAGCUCAGGGCUGUACAGGACAAGAGCUUGUGCUCUAGUGAUUAAAGCUUUGCAUAGUGUAUCCAUAGAACUAUGGUUUUAUUUAGCUUUUUCAUUCCUUUCACCUUCCUUAAGGAGAACAUAGCCUAUUGCAGCAGAGUCGGUGGCCAGGUUGUAUUGCUUUCCCUAGGGUCUUCAUGUGCCCUUCCGAAUUCUCGUCACCAGUCUCUCUUCACCUGUUUCUCUUCCCUCCAGUAUUCGUCUCUCACUGUCUCCCCUUGUCUCACCAAUAUUUUACAAUUUUAUGCAAAAAUCUUAAAUACCAUUUGUGUUUAAAUCUUCCACCCAAUGAGAAAACCUGCUGGCAAUUAAGCAUGAAUAGAAAAGAUUAAUAUGGAAUUUUCAAACAGAUGGUAUUCAUAGCUUGGGUCCUUAUUGAGCUAGCAUCGGAAAUUCAUCGCAGAGUCUCAAAGCACUUAUGUAAGUCGCUUUGGCUAAGGGCAUCUGCCAAAUCCUGUAAAUGUAAAUGUAAAUGUAAAUGAAUUAAAACUUUGUAUUUAUCUGUCUUUUCCCUAUGUCUAUUCUGAUCUCUCCUUCCCGCUUUUAAAUGUCCCUAUCACUGAGUUGUGGAUGAAGGCUGGUAGACUGGCAUUAAGGCAUUAGUAAAGAUCAAACAUAUAAUUCUGCACACUAGAUUCCAAGCUUGAGUGGAAUUUCCAGGAAGUCCUCCCUUGUUAUUGCAGCAGUGACAGACUGAUAAACACCAAAACCAAAUGCCAAUAGCCACUUUGAGCUAUCAGGAAAAAAACACUCUAAUGACCAGGGUUCACCUCUGUGGUUGUUGCACUGAGUUGCCAGUUGCUAAAUUAAGGACAUGUCAAUAAAUUCCUAGAUGAUGUAUUUUGCUGCAAGUGACACGUAAUAAUAAAUACAUCCAAUAAACAAA